Messenger RNA from Girardinichthys multiradiatus, 5493 nucleotides. RefSeq names its product protein phosphatase 2, regulatory subunit B', gamma a (gene ppp2r5ca). The transcript has 14 exons. Gene Ontology annotation, biological process: protein dephosphorylation; signal transduction. The record is from RefSeq and is a predicted model, not a curated record. Gene Ontology annotation, cellular component: cytosol; protein phosphatase type 2A complex; nucleus. NCBI's taxonomy places the organism in Eukaryota, Metazoa, Chordata, Actinopteri, Cyprinodontiformes, Goodeidae. Bases 1734 to 3311 code for a protein of 525 amino acids. Gene Ontology annotation, molecular function: protein phosphatase activator activity.
AACACUACAGGCUGAUCCAACUUUGAUGUAAUGUCCUUAAAACAAGUCAAAAUGAGGCUCAGUAUUGUGUGUGGCCUCCAAACCAGUUUGGAUUGUUUUGGGAAUAAUUGUCCUGUUGGAACACCCAUCUGUGUCCAAAUUUCAACCAUCAGCUUUUGAUUUCAGGUGAGGUUGAAGAAUUUGGAGGUAGUCCUCCUUCUUCUUUAUUCCAUCCAUUUUGUGCAAUGCACCAGGACCAACGGCAGCAAAACAGAACCUCAGCAUGAUGCUACCACCACCAUGCCUAACAAUUGGUACAGGUACAGCAACUGGUAAAUUAAUUUUAUUUUGAAUGCCUCUUACUGACUCCUUCAAACAAUAUUCACAUUAUCAUGGCCAGACAGCUGAGUCUUCUUCUUGUCUGACCAUAAGACGUUUCUCCAGAAGGCCUAUGACUUGUCUGCAUGGACAGCUGCAGAUUUCCGUUGACCUUAAACGUGUCAGUAUCUGAGCUUCUUUCUUGGUCUUCCAGCCGUUUUCAGAUCAUGUCAGCUCUGACCUCUUGAGGUUGCUGUGUUUUCCUGAACAUUUUUCUUUAUUCUGAUGGCGACAGUUUGGGUCAGGUUUUAACAGGAUACUCUUCUGAAAAUCUAAUCAAAACUGAUUUGGAUUAAAGAGAUUAGGCUUUUAAAAUUACCUGGCCAUACCCCUGACUUCAACCCAACUGAGAAGCUGUGGAUUGAAAAGCAGUGGAUUGUGCUAGAAAACCAACCAGUUUAAAUAUAAUAAGAAAACUCAGCCAAGACAAGAGAUCAUAUAUAUCGAGCCAGAAUAAUUUGACGGCUGCAAACAUCUCAUGGUCGAAGCAACACUUCUUGGUGUAUGUGUAUAUUUGAGCUUGUAUUUGAAAAUGUGUGUAGUAAAGUAAAUCCACAUUACAUUCAAACCUGUUCACCCAAUUCUUGAUUUUGAAAAUUCAUCAAAGUAGCUUGUUGUAUAAUCAUUCCAACAUGAAGUGAAUGGUUCAGAUAAAUCAUAAAAAAACAAAUUGAUGAAAUUCAUUAAAUAUAUGAAAAGUGUUUGUAAAGGUUUCACCAGAACUGUAUUGCCUUUCAUUCUGUGGCAUAAACCAAAGCUUUUUAGGAAUUUCUAUAUUUCUGCUUGCUGACAACCACAGCAGCCAUCUUCUCAUAUUGUUAAAUCUGUUCAUCGUUAAAUCAAUGGUUUUAAGCACCCUCUGGCCUUCUUUUCCACCUCCUUUUCAUAAAAAAAUUAACAGGAAAGAUGACAAUAAAAGGUUUUGAAAAUCCAUCCUCUCUAAGCACUCUUAGUAAAUUCUAUCCAGCUGCUUAUCCUAAAUCAGAUUAUGCUGAAACCCCAGCUAAUGGCAACACUGUGGAAAAGAUUUAAGCCAAUCGGGUUUAAGAUCUGUGGCAGGGCCUUCCUUGCAAAGCGCCGCUAGAGAGACAUGAUUGGAAAGAAUGAACUGGAGCAAAAAAAAAAAUGGAAGGCUCAUAACUCCACCCCCUGCCCAUUCCCUCGUCCAAUCGCUGUUCUGCACACACAACGGUCUGUGCCUCCAUUGGUCCAGAGCAGUAUAAGUUCCGCCAAUCAGCUCGCGACUCCGUUGCUUACGUCACUAACAAGCCAGUUCCCUCCAGCAGCAGCAGAGCUUCAUUUUCUCAUCAGCUUUUGUGCUAAAAUGGAGGCUGGCCUCUCUCCUUGAGUGGAUCGCCUUCCUGGUUGGGCUUUAGAUGUUGACAUGCAAUAAAUCUGGAGACAGGAUGGUUGUGGAUGCACCCAACUCCAAUGGGCCUUUUCAGCCGGUGGCUCUAAUGCACUUCAGAGAUGUGGCCCCUGCAGAGCAGGAGAAGCUCUUCAUCCAGAAGCUGCGGCAGUGCUGCGUUCUCUUCGACUUCCUCUCUGACCCCUUGAGUGACCUGAAAUGGAAGGAGGUGAAGCGAUCGGCGCUGAGCGAGAUGGUGGAGUACAUCACCCACAACAGGAACGUCAUCACCGAGCCCAUCUACCCGGAGGUGGUGCACAUGUUUGCUGUGAAUAUGUUCAGGACGUUGCCUCCAUCCUCCAACCCAACCGGAGCAGAGUUUGACCCCGAGGAGGAUGAGCCGACACUCGAAGCUGCUUGGCCCCACCUGCAGCUUGUCUAUGAAUUUUUUCUUAGGUUUUUAGAAUCUCCUGACUUCCAGCCCAACAUAGCGAAGAAAUAUAUUGACCAGAAAUUUGUUAUGCAGCUCUUAGAACUAUUUGACAGCGAGGAUCCCAGAGAGAGAGACUUCCUGAAAACAACUCUCCACAGGAUCUACGGAAAGUUCCUGGGACUGAGAGCGUACAUCAGAAAACAGAUCAAUAACAUUUUCUAUAGGUUUAUCUAUGAAACUGAGCACCAUAAUGGUAUAGCUGAACUACUGGAAAUACUUGGAAGCAUAAUUAAUGGAUUUGCCUUACCACUGAAAGAGGAGCACAAGAUUUUCCUGUUGAAAGUUUUACUGCCUCUGCACAAAGUCAAAUCACUCAGUGUCUACCAUCCACAGCUGGCCUACUGUGUGGUGCAGUUUUUGGAAAAGGACAGCACACUAACUGAGCCGGUAGUAAUGGCUCUACUAAAGUACUGGCCAAAGACUCACAGCCCAAAGGAGGUGAUGUUUCUCAAUGAGCUGGAGGAAAUCCUGGAUGUCAUUGAGCCCUCAGAGUUUGUUAAAGUGCAGGAGCCCCUUUUUCGACAGCUGGCAAAGUGUGUAUCCAGCCCACACUUCCAGGUGGCGGAGCGGGCCUUGUACUACUGGAACAACGAGUACAUCAUGAGUCUGAUCAGCGACAACGCAGCAAAAAUUCUGCCCAUUAUGUUUCCCGCUCUGUACCGCAACUCGAAGACGCACUGGAACAAGACUAUCCAUGGCCUCAUCUACAACGCUCUGAAGCUUUUUAUGGAGAUGAAUCAGAAGCUGUUUGAUGAUUGCACACAGCAGUUCAGGGCAGACAAAAAUAAAGAAAAGGCGAAGUCAAAAGAACGAGAAGAGGCCUGGAUCAAAAUUGAGAACCUCGCCAAGUCAAAUCCACAGUUCUGUUUGUAUCUUGAUUCCUUUGACCUCAGUAGUCCUGUAGCAAUGGAGAUGGAUGUCCCUUUGAUAGAAGAUGUACAGAGGUUAAAAAAGACAGUUGAGGAGGGCGCAACCCAGUUGCAGGGUGAACAGCGAAAAGACCGGUCCAUGGUGAGACGCAAAUCUGAGUUGCCUCAGGAUAUCUAUACCACAAAAGCCUUGGAGUCCCACCGCAGAGCUGAAGAAAUGUUGACCACCCAUGAUGGGCUCUAGAUCCCUUGUACCCCUAAAGAGCCAUGGACAUCUUCUUUGCCCUGGUGCCAGAAUAACACUGGCAAACUGUUACUUUUUGUUUCCUCCCCAGAAUACUUAGUUUGUCUUCAUUCCUUCUGCCUCUGUGCAGAAACUCUUCAACCACAUCUUUGUUUUCCACUUUCUCAGGUUAUUUUCUUUAUAUGAGGAUGAGUGGUCAUAUGUUUGUGUCUUACCCCGUGACAUACGUUGUCGUCUAUCAGCAUUUUUGGUAUUCUUUCAUCUCCUCCCAUUCUUCUUCUUCCAUCCCUGGUGCAAUCACUGUAAAGGUGGAACCUGGGAGUUCAGACAGCACAACAAAGGUUCUCCAUCCAUUUCUAUAAGCAAUUUUUACCGCAAAUCUAACAUUGAUUGCUUCACUGUCUAAGGAUUGUGUCUUUUGUUCAAUGGGAACAAAAACAAAACCCUGCUAUUUGGAUAAAAAACAAGACUUUUUUUUUUUUGCCAUCCGUUCUUUUUUUCUGUUCUAACGAACAUCUUUUAGGUGCCAAGACUGUUGUGUUCUUUAAGCUUGAUUUAUUUUUUGUUUUAGUGACUCUUAACAGAGUCGCCUGCCUUUGUUUGUUGCCACUUUUUGACUUUGUUUCUCCAGCACACUUAAGACCAAACUUGGGCCUGUUCUUACCUUGCGUUGUUUAAAAAAAAAUGAUGGCGAGGAAAGGAAAAAAAAAAAAUGUCCCGUGGACAUUUUUGAACUUUCCGUCUUAUUGUUUCUGUGCCAUAUGCCGCUCCUUUUUGUGCUUGCUUUCUAAUAUCUAUUGACGAUGUUUGAAAACCAGAUGAGUUCAAACAAUGGUACUUUCAGUAUUGGAAGAUGAUGCCAUGAAAACUAUUUGUAUUUGCUGCCUGUGUUGCUCUAGCCAACACCAUGGGUUUGGAUGUAAAUCAUGAUGGUUGCUUACUGAAUAGGAAGAAAGAAUUGAAGUUCCAGUGAUGAGGUGUUAGCCUUCUGUGCACACAGUGAAAAACAGGGAUGAUUGGGUUGCAAAGUUAAACAGGCAUCAGGAAAAUGUCGAAAAGCUCUGCUCCCCAUUUGCUUUUACCAGUAAGACUAAAUUAAGACCUCAUAGAUGUGACUGUCAUAUGCUUUUAAGGAUUUUAAAUUAAAAUAGAGGUAAUUUAUUUGAGCUACCAACCAGAAUUGACCCAAUCAAACUUUUUACAAGCAAUAAAACAGUUCCCCAAAAUGUUUUUUUUUUUUUUUUUUUUUGCUGUUGCUUUUAUUUCUUAAUUAUCUUUUACGUUAAACAAGUUGAGCCCCUCUCAGGGUAAAAGAUUUAAAGGUUUGGGAACAUUUCCAGUAAGUACCAUUGUUUAAACUGAAAAUGUCUGCUGGAUUAUGUUUUUUUUUUCUUUUAAUCUAAUGUGUUGUAUUUUAUUGUAUUUUCCGUCUUUUUUCCCUUCCCUGGCCUUUCAAAAGCCAGUGCUGAAACGGACUGGUGUGAAAUGACCUCAAACAUGCCAGAUGUGGAAAAAAAAAAAACUGACAUUGUGACUUAGUUGAACUGUAUUAAUACUGUAUUUGCUUGAAUGCAAAAAGCUGUAAAUUUAGACUUACCAUGUCAAACAUGUACCUUUUACCCUGGAGGAAUGCCAUUCACCACAAUGAUUUCUUCUGUGUUAGUCAUUGGAUUUAUGAAACGGUCCUACCUGCUGGGAGAAAUGUAUGAUUUUAUGAGUCCAAAAUACUGGAAGUUUCUUUUAGUGCUGAAAACAAGUCAUUUAUUAUGAGAAGAGAUGAUUUAGAAAUUAUUUGGUGGCUUGUUCUCCACAGGAUCUAGAUAUUUUAAUUUUAACACAUAAUUUCCAAAACUUGUUAACUUAAGUGUCCUUUUGUAUGUGACCUGUAUAUGAUUCAUUUAAUAUUGUACAUAUGAUUUACCUUGUUUCAUGUAGUGUUAUAUAUCUAGAUUAAUUUUGUACAAAUUGUCCUGUAAAGAAUAAAACAUCAAUAGCAAGUGAAAGAAAUCAGUCUGCCACCCACUGUCCUAUUUUUUUGUCUUUGUACUAUAAAAGAUCUGUUUUAUUUUUAUUGAAAUCUGUUUCUUCCGUCCUAAGUACUUAACUGCAGAGCAUACAAUGUUCCUGAACAGUUGUCUUUAAAAAUGUAAACGUCUGUAGAAUAAAGAGAUAUUUGGGGGUA